Fusarium tjaetaba is the source of this 1398-nucleotide messenger RNA. RefSeq lists its product as uncharacterized. The coding region runs from base 1 to 1398 and encodes 465 amino acids. Lineage: Eukaryota; Fungi; Ascomycota; Sordariomycetes; Hypocreales; Nectriaceae. The record is from RefSeq and is a predicted model, not a curated record. The transcript has a single exon.
AUGAGUGCUCACGACCUUGAUAAUGCCCACGAUGGCGUCACCGUCCAACAUCCCCCGGCAUCAAAGGAUACAGAGCCUUCUACUGAGGACCCUCUACAAUCGAUAGUGACUCCCCUCAAAUUCCAAAUACCUGAAGAUUGCCGCACCUUCUCGCCCUUUCCUCGCCUGCCGCCAGAGAUACGUGCCCAGAUAUGGCAAGCUACCCUGGAGACUCCUGGCAUGCACUUUCUCAAAAUCGACACCGACUGGCACCCGUCAACAGGGCUUGGGAAGUGGUGGCUCAAAGAGCCGAUGUUCCUCCACGCAACUGCUGAAGAUCACGAUGAGGACGUCGAUUCUAUGGCACUCGAGGUCAGAAGGGAAACUCGCCCUACUGCCAAGGUGUAUGGUACACUGAAGCCUCUCUACCCCACUCCACAAGCCGAUAUCUCUUAUUACACGAAUCUCCAUCAACAGCUCACCAAACUUUCCGUCACAUGCAACGAAGCUGCUGCCGUAGCCAAGUCCCUUACAAAUAGGUCUACAACUUUCCGCCUUAACACUGGCCGGAUCGUUAGUCUCAACGCCCUCUCCGAUGUUAUCUAUCUUGAAUACGUCCCACCUGAGGUCUACGAAGACAGCAUACGCUUCAACAAGGUUUUGAACUGCUCGGGGCUCGAUCAAAUUCGAAAGGUCGCGGUCAGAUAUUGCCACAAAUGGUAUGAGCAACAAUCGCCCAGGCGAUGUCCAAACUGCGGUCUGAUCCACAGCACUCCUGAUAAAGUCAGGUAUCCGAAGCACUUGUACAGGUUCUUGGCCCAAUAUCUCCCCAAUCUGGAGCAGUUCUUCUUUGUAGAUUACCUCAUUCUACGGAAAUCCGACCUCAAUGCUGCCACAGAUCGCCACGGGUUCCAGAGCAACUUGAAAGGUGAGUUAUGGAUGACGAAAGCUCGAGACGAUCCCACUGACUUUGUUCAAGCGAAAGCCGGCACAUGCAGGUUCGAGGGCGGGAACAGAAGCUACUUCGAAGCGGAUACGCAAGAUUGGACUAUCAGCUCCAGAGUUCUUCAAGUCAAAUCCUGGCUACAAGAGAACUUUGUCAAAUACGCCAAGUCGAGCAGCCUGAGCGCCCACAAGAACCCAGAGCAGGUCGAGUUUGGCGUGCUCGCUUGCGAAUGGAAUGUUGAACCACCAUCAGAACCAAAGAAGGCACUGGCGACACCGAUUAAGAAAGGAAGAAAUAAGAGGGCCAAUAGCGAGGAGCACACUUUAUCAAGGACGAACCGACGAGGAUCGACGCCAACGGUAUCACGUCCUGUUGCCGAUAGCCUCCCACUCGACGUGGCUAUCAAUUUCCCGUUCGUUUUCGACGCAGGUGGCAGCAACCAAUUUGAAUUCACCUUCUCUAUGUCCCUAUAA